Terrapene triunguis (Three-toed box turtle) is the source of this 422-nucleotide messenger RNA. RefSeq names its product lysozyme G-like. Gene Ontology annotation, biological process: defense response to Gram-positive bacterium; peptidoglycan catabolic process. The annotation marks the transcript as partial. Gene Ontology annotation, molecular function: lysozyme activity. The transcript has 4 exons. NCBI's taxonomy places the organism in Eukaryota, Metazoa, Chordata, Testudines, Emydidae. Gene Ontology annotation, cellular component: extracellular region. The record is from RefSeq and is a predicted model, not a curated record.
UCUCUUACCACCAGGUCCUUAAGGAACGAUACUUUGAUUUAUUUUCCGACUCUCUUGGGUGCUUGAGAAGAACUGUCCCCAUGCUACUAAUGCUGAUGAUUCUGGGCCUUGCUGCCCUCAUUGGUACUUCUGAGAGUCAGACUGGAUGCUAUGGUGUCAUAAACAAGGUUGAUACCACUGGGGCUUCCUGUAGAACUGCAAAAGCAGAAGGCUUACCAUACUGUGGAGUUCGUGCUUCAACAACGAUUGCACAGAAAGACUUACAUACUAUGAACAAUUAUAAAACCAUCAUUAAGAGCGCUGGAAGAAAAAAAUGUGUGGAUCCAGCUGUGAUUGCUGGUAUCAUCUCUCGAGAGUCGCAUGCUGGAAAGGCCCUAAAGAAUGGCACGGGUGAUCGUGGAAAUGGAUUUGGUUUGAUGCAG